Molecule: messenger RNA, 954 nt
Organism: Lolium perenne
Lineage: Eukaryota; Viridiplantae; Streptophyta; Magnoliopsida; Poales; Poaceae
Source: RefSeq, a predicted model, not a curated record
AUGGGUGGGGCCUACCACCACAACCUUAUCUCCUCUGUUUUGGCUCUGUUCUCUCCCGCAAAACUCUCUGGCCAUGGAGAUGAGGAAAUCUCACCUGCGCGCUCCGCCGUCGCGCCCCAACCACGCCACCGUGCUCGCCAUCGCGCCCCAGCCACACCACCGCGCCCGCCGCCGCGCUCUAGCUCGGCAGGGCCGAGCUCGUCGCGCAGCUCCGGCGGGCCCCGUCUCUCUCCGACGCCGACGACAACCGGCGACGCCCUCACGUGCUCCUCCUGCGCGAGCUCGGACUGCCGCGCCCAAGCGCCGCCGCCGCCCCGACCACGCUCGGGCGCCGUCGGCCAUGAGGCCUCUCGCACGAGCUCGGACUACCGCGCCCCAGCCACGCGCCGCCGCCCCAAGGCACGCUCCGCUGCGCCCAAGCCGCUCCGCCGCCGUCCCCCGCCCACGCUCGGGGCACCGUCGCGCCGCCAAGAGGUGUGGCCAUGGUGCUGCGAGGUCCGCCUCUCCCCGUCGCCGCCGCCCAGGUCCGCUCGCGUCGCCGGUGGGUUCCGCACGCGUCGCCGUCAAGGUUCCCAUCGCGCCGCCGCCAGGUCCCCACUCGCUUCGCCGGCCUGGUCCGCGCGCGCCACCGGCCAAGUUCUCCACGGCCGCCGGCCAAGUUCUCCACGGCCGCCGGCCAUGUUCCCGCUGGCCGCCGCCCUAGGGCAGGCCAAGAUGGCCACCCUCGGCGCACGCGCUGGAGCGGGGAGGACCAUGCUUCUCCUCCGCCGCCCCCAGGACCAUGCUGCUCCUCCGGUGGCCCCACAAAUCCGUGCUGCUUCUCCGCCAUCGCGCCUACACCCAGCACAAGCACGAUGCCAACGACCUGGAGGUGCUACCAUGGGCGAGCCAGAGAUGUUGAAUGUGGAAUACAAAUACAUGAAUGGAAUUAGAGUGGCACACAUAGUUCAAUGA